UCUCAAAGAAACAAAUGAAUGAAUGGGGACAAAGUCCUGUAGGUUGAAGCAAUAGGACCUAAUACUCUAACUGUCGAGAAAAAUUGAGCAACGCUUGGAAAAGAAUUUAUUUAGCCUCGAUCUCGAGUCCGAUCUAUGUUCCUCCCCUUCGGGGGAGGAGCGGGGUAUCCUUUCCCGAACAGGGGCUGGUAAUUGAGCAUACCUGCCGGGUUUUACUGUAUUAAUUGGAGGAUUCCAUACAUAAAAUGACGAACACAAGGGAACGAGUCGUUAAUAAUUCAUCAUCAGCAGAAUAGCUCCUUACUAGAUAUAAAUAUCGAUACACUACAAAUAGCUUGGCUCAAGUUAAACAAAAUCGCUAAUGCGGUGUUGAAAAUUUCGAGCUUGAUUGCAAUUAAAAUCAUCGCUUAUCUUUCUCUGAAGGUGCAUGUCAGUGACAGGUACGAUAAUCUUGUUGUUAGAGUGAUUACCAGCUUAGGGAAUAAAUACUUAAGUUAACUAGCCAGAGACGGAAAAUGCCCGCAGGUGGCUUCGGCAAUGCAAAUCAAAGUGACAAAGUAGUUCUGUGGUCAAUUGAGAAAAGAUUGUUUUUGUCGGCAAAAACGCUGCUAUAGUUAAGACAAAUUAAAAAUCAGUCGGUUGAAAAUUAUCCCUUAAUAGUAGGCCGUUUAACGAAUACUUGAUUUUUAUCCGGCCGAGUCAAUUAUCAUAGAAGAUUUGGUUAAUUUACAAAUUGUUUGUAAACAGACAGGUACUGGGAGAAGCCAAGUUCAAAAUGAAGCUAAGCUUAACGUAAAUUGCCUCCAUUCAAUAAUCUGCCAAUCAAAGGUUACGUUAUCUCUUAAAAACUGGAACAGCUGCAACGAAGACUCCGCAGUAGAGAAUCGAAAUUUCGUAGUCACUGCAUACGCUUCCACUAUGACAGAUGUAGAAGAGACUAUCAAAUUUGAGCCAAAAUCGCUUGUUAUUAAAAUACUCAUCUAUGCUAUCGUCCUUCUAGUUGGAGCGGCAGUUUUCAUGGAGUUGGAGCGAGGAAGGGGGGAAACCACUACAGGGAAAUCUGACGCAACAAAGCUCAAGGAAAGCUUGGCAGAGAAGUACAAUAUCAGCCCGACAGACAUGAACCUCCUAGAAACUGCUUUCGAACAGGAAUCAAGCGCGAGGGCAGAAGCUGAAAGAUUGAAUCGCUGGACUUAUAGCAAUUCCGUCUUCUUUGCUUUUACAAUUAUGACAACGAUCGGUUAUGGCCACAUGUCACCUCACACAUGGCAAGGCCAGCUGUUCUGUAUUUUCUUCAGUCUACUGUCCAUACCAGUCGCGGGCAUCAUGUUAUUGAGUGUCGGGAAUCACGUGAGCUUAGUUAUCCGGGUCUUCAUCCGCUUCAUGGAGAAAACCUGCCUCAGAAGGGUGGUGUCGGGGAGCGCUGAAAUGAAGAGCACCAUCGUUACCUUCCUUCUAAUGAUCCUGAUGAUUAUUUUUGGCGCCAUUCUGACGUCACACACCGACGGCUGGUCGUUCAUUGAAGGAACCUACUUCACUUUCAUCAGUGUUUCUACAAUAGGAUUCGGCGAUUUCGUCGUUAACGACGGCGAGUUACAGUCCACGGACCACGGCAAGACGUUUGCUGUGAAUUUCACUAUCGUGUUGAUCACCCUGGGGCUGUGUGUCGUGUCCAGUGUCCUAUGCUCGGUCAGCGCUGUCAUCGAAGAGAGGCAGAGGCGCAUGCGCAUUGAACUGCCCGGAUCAGCGACCAAUGCUCUGAAUGCUGCUAACUUAGCCUUCAAUACAGUCACUAGUAACCUGCCAUUAAGGUUGUCGACCAAGGCCAAGGUUAAACAGGCUAGUGAUCGUAGUCCAGAAAACAAAGAAAACGGAGAAGUAGAAACGAUAAGUGUUGGUUAGCAGCCGAGCUCAGUUGCGUCCUUUGAGCUUUCAUUCCCCUUUGAAAAAAGGUAGUGGAAAAGAAGCUGGUGUCGAGCCUUGGCCCCAGUUGUUGACCGUUGGUCACGGUCAGUUGAUGAGAUGAACGGCCUUGUCAGGUCACCCGAAAACGAUUGACCGAAGCGAAAUAUCAAGGCCUAGGAACCGGGCAAACAUUAUUUCAUGGCUGGUUCUAACCGGCUCAAUUAUAUAACCAGGAAGGUCAUAACACUUAUAGGAAUUCUCCCAUGGAGUGUAAUAAGUAUAGGUAAUCUUAUGAAUGCGAGUGAAGUUAUGGAUAUACACUGCGAGUGAUAUUUGAAACUCUCUCAAAGUUGCACGAGCCUUUAUGCGAGUGCAAUUGAAAGAAUUUUCAAAUAUCUCGAGUAGUGUAAAUCCCCCAUUGCUCGAGCUUUCGUACGGUGAUACAACUGGGAAAAUCACGAAAGCGCACGCGUUAAUUUGCACUUACGAUAAAUGGCAGAUUUGCACGAUGGCGUCAUUUGACUAAAGCCACCAAAAUUCAUAUCGGUUUUUCUUUGUUUUGGUUUGUUUGUUGUUGUUUUUUUUUAAUUUUAAAGUCCCAUGCAGUAGAGUUUAAUAAUCAUCUUAAGAAAAAGAAAUAAGGGAUUCUGGUAGUUGAAGUCAAAUGACCCUGUCACGCAAAUCGCCUAUUGGUCUGCUCUCAGCCAAUCACAAUGAAGUAAUUUUCUCAGUUAUAUAAUAAACAAUGUAAAGGCAGAGACCAACACAACAUAGGAUGAUCUUUUAAGAUGUGGCUAUAUUUCGGCUGGCCAAACCAGCCGCCUUCUUCAGGCGCAAUGAGAAUUUUACAUUGGAAGGGGUGUUUUGUAGCCCGCGUAGCAGUCUUUUCCGUUUCCUUUCAGGCAAGCAUAGGAGUCGCGCAAGGGUACGGGGACAGAGGUAACAAAAAAAAAUAGUGGCAGCUCGCCCCAUGCGUUCGCGCGACUUCCCCUUGGCUCUCGCUUUCUCCCGCUCAGAGGAAACGGAAAAGACUGCUACGCAGGCUAGGUGUUUUGUAGUAUAUUUGCGCGAGAAAUGAUUAUGAUCUGGUCAUAAUCUCUUGAUUAUCGUAAUACCGGAAAUACGUAAAACUAAACUAAUUAAUUGACAGUGUAAAUCAAAGAUAAGGUGAGAUAAAAUAAUGAAAUAACAUAAAUACAGGAAAUUAUUAAUAUGUUUCUUCGCAGAUGUUAAGACCAUCGGGUUCAAUUGUGCUUCCUUUUUUAAUUGAAAAAGCUUCUCUGGCCUUGCGGAUCGAGUCUUGGUUUGAAACGGUUUUUUCGAUGGGGAUUAAUUGCAUGUUAGCAAUGUGGUUAGGAGAGGAGAAGAGAGGAAAUGUUCUGCGGCUGUAGUAGGUUUAGAUUUGGUGUUAGGGUUAUCUAUAACUCAGCGGUGUUCAUUAAAGUGGUAUUUUUUAAAGAGUCUUUCCUGUUAUUAUUUUAUUUCAUUAUUUUAUUUUACCUUAUUUUAUAACUUACACUGUCAGUUAUAGUUAAGUUUUACGUAUUUCCGGUAUGAUUACGCAAACCAAAAGACUAUUAUAAUCUCUUGCGCGAAUAUACUACAAAACACCCCUUCCAAUGUAAAAUUCUCGUUGUAACUGAAGAAGCAUGGUUUGGUCAGCCGAAAAUAUAGUUAACUGACAAAUAAAGAAGCCUCGCCUGU
Molecule: messenger RNA, 3609 nt
Organism: Orbicella faveolata
Lineage: Eukaryota; Metazoa; Cnidaria; Anthozoa; Scleractinia; Merulinidae
Product: potassium channel subfamily K member 9-like
Biological process (GO): stabilization of membrane potential; potassium ion transmembrane transport
Cellular component (GO): plasma membrane
Molecular function (GO): outward rectifier potassium channel activity; potassium ion leak channel activity
Source: RefSeq, a predicted model, not a curated record